Aquila chrysaetos chrysaetos is the source of this 478-nucleotide messenger RNA. It is a transcript of the gene LMNTD1, whose product is annotated as lamin tail domain containing 1. The transcript has 4 exons. The record is from RefSeq and is a predicted model, not a curated record. The annotation marks the transcript as partial. Lineage: Eukaryota; Metazoa; Chordata; Aves; Accipitriformes; Accipitridae. Gene Ontology annotation, cellular component: cytoplasm; nuclear envelope.
UACUGACUCAAGGAAGACUGCCCAGACCCUUGGAUGCAUGGAGAACCAUGGAAGGACACGUUCUGCUUAUGAGGGCUACCAAAAGUCUGCAUCCAGUGCUAUUGGAAAUUUGAAAAUCGCUGAAAUUGAUCCAGGUGGUCAUUUUGUAAAGAUUCUGAACUGUGCCCCAGAAAAAGAGGAAAGCAUUGGGGAUUAUCUCUUGAAGCAGGACGUCCAAGGUCAACUAGUGGCUGUAUUUCGGUUUCCCCCCGAGACCAGGAUGGGGCCCGACUCCACCGUGACAGUUUGGGCAGCAGAUGCUACAGUGCUUCACAAAUCUCCCUCAGAUUUUCUUUGCAAGGACCUGGAGAGAUUUAGGACAACCCUUGACUGUGCUACCAUUCUCUGUGAGCCUAGUGGUCAAGCUGUGGCUUGGUACACUCCUCUCUACUGGAACAGAAGGCAAGGAUGGGUGGCGAAAGAGGAAAGUGAGAAAUCU